Ornithorhynchus anatinus (platypus) is the source of this 3413-nucleotide messenger RNA. RefSeq names its product zinc finger DHHC-type palmitoyltransferase 14 (gene ZDHHC14). The transcript has 9 exons. Gene Ontology annotation, molecular function: protein-cysteine S-palmitoyltransferase activity. NCBI's taxonomy places the organism in Eukaryota, Metazoa, Chordata, Mammalia, Monotremata, Ornithorhynchidae. Gene Ontology annotation, cellular component: Golgi apparatus; endoplasmic reticulum. The record is from RefSeq and is a predicted model, not a curated record. The coding region runs from base 1010 to 2479 and encodes 489 amino acids. Gene Ontology annotation, biological process: peptidyl-L-cysteine S-palmitoylation; protein targeting to membrane.
UUCCGGGCCCGAAAAGGGAGGGAAAGGAGGCGGGCGGGCCGCGUUGUAAGAGACAAGUGUCGCGCUCGCCCCUUCGGAGGCCCUGACACGUCCUCCUGGGGGGCAAGAGGACGGAAUUAAGCCGGCGGCCGCUGCAACAACUGCAACGGCGGCCGCUGCAACAACUGCAACGGCGGCCGCUGCAACGACUGCCACAGAGGCCGCUGCAACAAUUGCAACAGCAGCAGCUGCACCCACCCGCUCGGCCAGCAGCCUCCCCGCUCCGCAUCCAGCCUCUUCUCUAGGGAUCUCGGACCCCCAAGGCCGAUGAUCGUUUUGUAUUUUUUGGUUGCUUUCUUUGCACCUCGGAGGGGGAUGACAAGGAGCCGUCCGGCGCUGCCUUGACGAGGGCCGGUCCUUCUUCACCUCCCGUCACCCCGCCGCCGGGAGGAUGGAUUAUAAUAAGCCCGGAGAAGGAGAGCCGAGUGGCUGCUGAACCUUUCUAUUAUUCAUUCUUCUUCUUUUGCUGCCAACUCCAUAAUAAAACCCCGGAGAAGGAGAGCCGAGUGGCUGCUGCACCUUUGUAUUAUUCGUUCUUCUUCUUUUGCUGCCAACUCAAAGCACCCCGCCAGACCGGACCUCCAGGGAGGGGGCCCCAGGAAGAAGGAUUAAAAGAGCUCGGCGUUCAAGGGGAGGGGCGGGCUUCGUGCAUGGUCGGGGGGUGCUGCUUUGGGUGGCCUCGAGGGAGUUGGGGAGACACCUCUCCCCCCACCAGGGGCUGGAGGUUGGGGUGAACACCCCUUUUUCUGGGCGCCGGUUGGAGGUGUAGGGGAGCUGGUCUGCUAUGACAGGUCUGGUCCCCCGAGGCCUCACCGCGUUGUACGUGGCAAAGUUAGAGCUGGAGCGGUAGCAUCUUUGGGGCAUUUGCAGGGACGAUCGAUCCGUUGGGGGGGACGAGGAAGGUUCGGGUUCAGGGGUUGGGGGGCGGGGGGAGGUUCGCCUCCCCCCCCCGACUUGUCGACCCUCUUUGAUGACUCCUGGAGGCGGUGGGUCCAUGAAAGACUGCGAGUACAGCCAGAUCAGCACGCACAGCUCCUCUCCCAUGGAGUCACCCCACAAAAAGAAGAAAAUCGCAGCCAGGAGGAAAUGGGAGGUGUUCCCGGGGAGAAACAAGUUCUUCUGUAACGGGAGGAUCAUGAUGGCCCGGCAGACGGGCGUCUUCUACCUGACUCUCAUCCUCAUCUUGGUCACCAGCGGACUCUUCUUCGCUUUCGACUGUCCGUAUUUAGCGGUGAAGAUCACUCCUGCCAUCCCGGCAGUCGGCGGGAUCCUCUUCUUCUUCGUGAUGGGGACGCUUUUGAGAACGAGCUUCAGUGACCCUGGAGUCUUACCCCGAGCCACCCCGGAUGAAGCAGCCGACCUGGAAAGACAAAUAGAUGUUGCCAAUGGCUCCAGUUCGGGGGGGUACCGCCCACCUCCCAGAACCAAAGAGGUAAUCAUCAAUGGCCAGACUGUGAAACUUAAAUAUUGUUUCACCUGCAAGAUUUUCCGCCCACCUCGAGCCUCUCAUUGCAGCCUGUGCGAUAACUGCGUAGAACGGUUUGAUCAUCACUGUCCCUGGGUAGGCAACUGUGUGGGGAAAAGAAACUACAGAUUUUUUUUUAUGUUUAUUUUAUCUCUGUCUUUUUUGACAGUCUUUAUAUUUGCAUUCGUUAUCACCCACGUCAUUCUUCGUUCACAGCAUUCAGGUUUCCUAAAUGCCCUCAAGGACAGUCCGGCAAGCGUCCUGGAAGCUGUGGUGUGUUUCUUUUCUGUCUGGUCCAUUGUUGGACUCUCAGGCUUUCACACGUAUCUGAUCAGCUCCAAUCAAACCACAAAUGAAGAUAUUAAAGGCUCCUGGUCAAAUAAGAGAGGGAAAGAAAACUUCAAUCCUUAUAGCCAUGGAAACAUCUUUACAAAUUGCUGUGCUGCCCUCUGUGGGCCCAUCUCUCCAAGCCUCAUCGAUCGAAGAGGGUACGUCCAGCCUGACACCCCACAGCCAGUGGUGCCAUCCAACGGGAUCACAAUGUAUGGCGCAACACAGUCUCAGAGCAACAUGUGUGACCAAGACCAGUGCAUUCAGAGCACCAAAUUCGUUUUGCAGGCAGCAGCCACCCCGCUCCUCCAGAGCGAGCCCAGCCUUGCCAGCGAAGACCUGCCUUUGUCGGGGAAAGCCAGCCUCGGGGCUCCUUGCGCCACCUUGACCCUGGGACAGCCGACACCACCCUCCUCCAUGCCAAACCUCUCAUCAGAGACAGUUCUGACUGACAUGAUUCCAUUAAAAGAGGAGCACGAAGGCCACCAGUUCCUUACACCGGAGGAAGCCCCUUCCCCUCCGGGGAUGUUGCCGACAAGCAGCCCUCUCUCCCACAGCCACACCAUGCACGUCCUGAGCCUGGCCAGCCAGGAUUCACUCCACGAAGAUUCGGUGCGUGGUCUUGUGAAGCUCAGCUCGGUCUGAUCCCCGUGGACCCUGGCUCAUGAGGAUGUGGGGUUGGGAGAGACACGAGGCACUUUUCCACCAGCUCUGCUACUCAGACCACAAGUGGCCACACCAACACAAUGGACAGUCCACCACAAAGACUUCUCCGUUCCAACCUGCCUCGAGGACAAGAACUCUGUGUCACGGGAUUUACGCUCGUGAAGUGGAUCGGAGGAUGGAUGUCAUUUGUGAGAGGGACCCGGUUGCUAAUGGCUUUGUUCCAUUUGACUCUUUUUUUUUUUGACCUCCCCACCCAUAAUAAAAAUCGAAAUAGUCAACGGCCAUCCAUUUCCUGCAGCCUCAGUGAGAUGAGGGAUCUCCCAGCAAGUUGGAAUCCAGUCUGCAAAAAUCUUUGCUCCAAAAUGAACAGGAAGACCAGUAGAUGUUCGAGUCAUGCUCUGUGGUUUUUAUGCUGUUGUAAUACCCACUCUUGUAAUAAAGUGUAUGACACUUGUGGCCAGGUUAAAAUGCACUUAAGUGUUAUGCUACUAAUAUCUGAGAUAGACGAUUACCAUUCCGUUUGUUAGUUAAAAAAAGAAAGAAAAAAAUGAAAAAAAGGCCCAAUGUGGAUUUGCAUGCCACGCUACAGUAUGUGUUACGGUGGUGUUGGUAUUAAAAGAAAGUGCUGCUUUUUUUAUUUGUGAAUUUCUAGGUGCCGUUCUAUCGAACAGCCAUGCAACAGCCAGAAUUCAUGGACAGUGUCAUUAUUAUCCAACCUUAUUGUACGCUGAGAGGCGGUAUCUAAAAUACCAAGGGCUGCUGAGUUUGAUCAUAUUACGUAUCAUUUAACCUUCUGUUGAAGUAUUUAAAUAAGGUAUUGUGUCGUGCCAUCCAUGCCACAGAUUCUCCACUACAUUAUGUGACGAGAUUUCCUGUGGACAUCCAAUAAAAUGACAUCCUCUGUUCCUUUGGA